Cryptococcus deneoformans JEC21 is the source of this 1137-nucleotide messenger RNA. RefSeq lists its product as hypothetical. The record is from RefSeq and is a predicted model, not a curated record. NCBI's taxonomy places the organism in Eukaryota, Fungi, Basidiomycota, Tremellomycetes, Tremellales, Cryptococcaceae. Bases 37 to 1062 code for a protein of 341 amino acids. The transcript is spliced from 4 exons.
AGAUCUCAAAGGCCGCAAGCAUUAACCUUCACUAACAUGCCGCCUUCCCCACCACCACCCUUACCGCCUCUCAAGCGUUCCGACUACGCUGCAUACUCGUCUUUCCUCUAUGACUUGCAGGCCGAGACACAGCGAGACCUGUCUGUUCGACUAAGUGGUCAGUGGGACCAUCCUACAGCUGAUGAUGAAGAAAGUAUUGUUCUCAGUGAUGAUAGCGACUUGAGGGUAAGCCGGUCUAGAUCCACGUCUACAGUUCGUCCGAGGCUUGUAGAAGGUUCGGCAUAUAUCCCUGUCAAUCCGACUUUGGGCAAGCGCAAGAGACGAUUAGAAUCGCCUGACGAUCCAGAAACUCGUUGGCCUAGAGCUGUUGAUGAGUUGGAAUUAUUAUCGGACACGAGUCUCCAAGACGCCAUUACAUCUUUUGCAACUUCAUACAUACGGAAAAAAGGCCUCGUCUUACCCAAACUAGGAAAAGACGGAGAUAUAGAUAGACAGAUCGACCCCAUUCUCCCUGGUAAUCUCGUAUCGUCGACUAUAGUCAUAUUGAAUGAAAUCCUGGUCAAUUUGGCAGGUGUGCGGCCGCCAAAUGUGCAGAAGAAGAGGAAAGAAAUGAACGCGUUGGAUUGGGAAGGCGUACUGGAAGUUGCAAGCAUGGUACCGAGUCUGCGGCCAGACAUCGCUGCCGCCAACUUUCGAUUAAGAGACAUAUAUCGGAAUGCUGGGCCAGAUCUCCUGAGCCAUAGGAUGAAGAUCAUCAACGAUCUCAAAGACUCCAACCCCGGCCCAUCAAUCAAUGAUCUCUAUUCCACUGUCCUUCCCGGCAAAAAUCCUCUGCUCCGUUCUCAUCUUUCAAAAACAGAACAAGAAAGGCGAGCGGUGAAACGUCGCGAAAAGGAAAGACUCCGCGCAGAAAAAGCAAAGAUUCAACAGGUCCAGGCUGAGAAACGGAAAACCAAGGCUGCGGAGAGAGCGAAGGUGAGGAGGGAAAAGGCAAAGGCGACACGGCAGCAAAAGGCGAAGGGUGCAAGAAAAGUUGGCGAGUUGGCGGACCGAUCAUCAUGAUCCUUUUUUAAAAGCGUGCUCGUCGGGAUAGCGUUGUAUUGUUGUACUGGUAUUGUCUAUUCACGGCACUCAAGU